Molecule: messenger RNA, 4498 nt
Organism: Musa acuminata AAA Group (dessert banana)
Lineage: Eukaryota; Viridiplantae; Streptophyta; Magnoliopsida; Zingiberales; Musaceae
Exons: 3
Coding region: 92-1708 (538 amino acids)
Source: RefSeq, a predicted model, not a curated record
UGUCCGAUGUGAUGCCCAUCAGUCUCCGUCCGCCGCAGUCUGUAAAUGCGCUCGACAGAACGAAGCAGGCUUCCUCCGACCCAACCAUCCCAUGGAACCCGAGUCCGAACCUCCGCCGCCGCCACUAUCAGCGGAGCCGCCCUCAGAACCUGGCGCUGAGGAGGACGCGGAGGCGGAGGCCCGCCGCCUCAAGUCCCUGGCGGAGGAGAAGCUUCUCUCGUCGUCUCUCAAGUCCGCCCUCAAGUAUGCGAAGCGCGCCGCCCGGCUCGCUCCCGACCUCGACGGCGUCACCCAGAUGGUCACCGCCCUCAAGGUCCUCCGCGCCGACCCCUCCGACCACUACAAGGUCCUCCGCCUCCCACCCUUCUCCACUCCGGCCGCCGUCCGCAAGCAGUACAAGGCCCUCGCCCUCAUGCUCCACCCCGACAAGGCCGCCGCCCACCCCCUCCCCGCCGCCGAGGACGCCUUCAAGCGCGUCGCUGACUCCUUUCGCUUCCUCUCCGACCGCUCCCUCAAGCGCGACUUGGACCUCCGGCUCCGCCUCUCACUAUCGGCCGCCGCCUCUGCGGAGGGUGAGGCCCCGACCCCUCCCGUCACCUUCUGGACCGCCUGCACCACCUGCCGCCUCCUCCACGAGUUCGAUCGCAAGUACGUCGGUUACCGACUCGUGUGCCCUAGCUGCCGCAAGAGCUUCCUCGCCGUUGAGGUCCCUGCUGGAGACAAGCCGAGCGCCGCUCAUGAGAACGGAGCGAUGAAAGAUGAGGCCAGGGUUAGGGUAACUCGGUCGAGGUCCAGUUCCAGGCCUAGGAUCCCCCGGUUUCCGGCGCUGGUGGGGGAUAAGAAGAGGAAAACUAGGGUUUCGCCUUCCCCCGUUGCAAAGAUGCCCCGGCCGAGUGCGGAGAAGACUUUGGCGGAGAUACAGAUGGAGCUCAUCAAGGCGAAGGGAAAGGACAAGAGUAGGAACGGAGGGAAGGAGAAGGCUUUAGCUGCCGUGAAAAUGGAAGAAGACAAUGAUGUAAGCCUUAUGGCAGUGGAGGACUCCGAUUUCUAUGAUUUCGACAAGGACAGGACAGAGAAAAGCUUCAGAAUGGGGCAGAUUUGGGCUAUAUAUGAUGAUGAUGAUGGAAUGCCACGGCAUUAUGGACUAAUAGAUGAGGUGAUAUCAUUCAAUCCAUUCAGAAUGACAAUGAGCUGGUUAGACAUUCAGUGCAAUGGGGAUGAGGCUAUGGUGCUGGGGGAAAAGUCGGGGUUGCAUAUUUCGUGUGGGCGGUUCAAGGUGGGGAGGAAGGUUGACAUAGAUUCUGUGAACUGCUUCUCCCAUUACGUCAAUUGUGAGAGAGCUGCAAGGGAGCUUUAUAGGAUUUAUCCUAAUAAGGGUUCUGUAUGGGCUCUCUACGGUGAGCAGAAUGCAAGAGAGGAUGGAAGGCACUACGAUAUUGUUGUCUGCCUCACCAGUCACAGUGAGAUGUACGGGUUGAGCAUCGCAUAUCUUGAGAAGGUGGUAGGUUACAAGACAAUAUUUAAGAGGCAAGCAAUCGGUUGCCAUGCUAUUAAGUGGCUCAAGAAAGAUGAUAUGAGGUUGUUUUCACACCAAAUACCUGCUCGAAAACUUUCAGAGGCCCAGGGAUUAGACCUGCCAAGAGACUGCUGGGAGCUUGAUCCUGCUUCCCUUCCUCCUGAUUUGCUUAGAAUUGGUUGUGGUCGAUGAUUACUCAGCUUCUUGCUUCUAGGCCGUAUAAUGCUGCAAGAAUUGAUAUGAUCUAUGGGAACAUUGCUGAUCUCAUAUUGAGGUUUUCUUCUACCACCCCUGGUUCUACCAUGCUAGUUUAUUAAUAGGCCUUCAGUAGAUUUUUUUGUUUCUUUUGGAGCCAAAUGGGUGGAAUCUGUUCUUUAAUCAUUCUUCUUUGUUCUUCUUUAAGUGUUAAUCCCUUAUGCAAUUUUCUAGCUUGCUGUUUUGCUUCGCACACUAUUUACUAGUACAACUAAAAUAAAAUAAUUGCAGCUACAUGGUGUGAGUAUGCAACUGUUUUAAUACAGUUAACAACUUGUAGUCAUGUACUGAUGCCAUUAUCUGGGCAUAUUUCUCACUUUCAAUAUGAAGUAAAUUACAGGUCAAAGCAAGAUUAUACUUAAAUUAAAUUUUUUAGAUUACCUGAUUUUGCAAUCAUAUGAAGAACUGUCUUGCAAAGUAAAAUCUUCUAUCUUUUUUCCUCUGUGCAUGCAGAAUGACAUUUUGCAUAAUUUAGUGUAUUAUUCAUAAUGAGGAGCAAACACCUUUUGACUCAUUUUUGUCAGUUGUGAGACAGUGCUGCAACAGUUUUGUUUUAUGAGCUAUGGGGCAGCAUAUUGUCAAUGAUCCCACUUAAUAUAAUCCAAAAAAUAAGUUUGGAAGACUACUAAUGAUGUUUGUAUUUUCUGAUGCUUUGUCUUAUGCAACAAUUGGUACUUCAACUCAUAUUCUGCAGAGCUUGCUCAUGCUGGAAUUUCCUCAACCAUAUUGCAAACCUGCUCGUGGACAAGCGUCUGCUAAUAACUUAGCUGCUUAAAUCUACAGGGACCUCAAUUUCACCUGGAAUGGUAUGUACUGACUGGUAUUCACGGGUUUGGGCAAAUGCCAAGACUUCGACUAUCCCAUUUCAGCACUCCAGAUCCAAGAUGGGUUCCUGAUCGGUAACCCUGGCGAACUGGUCUUACCAUCCCUCUUCAGAUUGUGCAUCUCUCAGCAAUAUGCUUCUACCAAAAACCAUAAUUGUAGUCAUGAAUAUUCUAUAAUCAUGUAUGCCCCUUUGGGUAUGUUAGAUUGGUACAUUGAUCAUUUUCUCUUCUGAGCUUGGCAUUGCAUGUUCAUUACAGCAGCUGUUGAGCUCUCACAUACUCAAGUUGCUGUAUAACAGAUAUCACUACAGUGGAAAAUGUUCAGUGCUGCAUUUUGGUAAUUCCCAUGUGUGGUAACUGUAUUCAAUUGCCUGGUAACAAGCAUAUCCAGCAUUUUCAAGUAUUCACUUUUGUUAACUUUAUUCACUGGAACCAGAGAUAGAACUGCAUAUUCUUCCAUGAUGAAAUGUAAGGCUGGUUUAUUAUGUUAUUAGCUUGUCUGUCACAUUUAUUUGGAUCUGAUACGGAGAGACUUGGUAGAUUGUAAUUUAUAAUUUUCGCUCAUAAAAGAAGUAUGUCAGUCCUAUGGCUUAUUUAGUUGCAAAACAAUUUAUGUUGUGAAACAGCGACUAUUAUUAAAAAGGUUCAUUUUGAUCCAAAACUUGGGAGUCAUAACUUCUGUUCUGCUUUCAUUUCAUCCAUCCAUCAUUUCUUUAGAAGUUUUCUGAACUUUCAGAAGUGCAAUGACCAUGUCAUACCUAUUAACUGGAAUUUGGAAGCAUCUGUUGUCCACCAGUGAGAUGCUAUUUUCACAUUAGAACUCUAUAGCAGCAACAACUAAAAAGCUAGAUGUGGAUGUCUAUCCAUGGCUUCAAGAGUUAAUCCAGCUGUAGAUGCAACUGGUGGAUUGAGAUCUACAGAGCUGGUGCCACAUCCAGGUGAAUUGAAGUGUUGGUUUGGGCAAUGCAGUUGUAUCAACCCUUGGAGGGUUCGGGAACGAGGAACAGAUGAAGAAGUUAAAUAGUGAAGCUACUAUUUUGGCAACAGGCGCUGCAAAAUAUUUUGGUAAGCUUUGUCAUUUGAACGUGAAAAAUCAUUUAACUACCCUUCAGUCUGAAAACUUGUUGUUUUUGCAUUGAGGUUUCCAGAAGGAUAUCUUUUCUCAGGUCGACUAUAUAAAUCUAUCUCAUGACAAGUUAUAUAGAAUAUCUUGUUAAAAUCAUGUCAUGAGUUCUAUUGUUCCUUGUAAGAAUUGGAAUGCUAUGAGAUAAGUUCUUUAUUCAGUUCUAAGUUUUUAUCUAUUGCAUAAUACUGUUUCCUCUUAUCUCCGUGUUCAUACUUCAUAAUAAUGUCACUCUCUCUUAAUUUGUCACUGUAUGCUUCCACAUGUAUUCUGUGGAUGUAAUAUGCCAAGGCUGCUGCUUGCUGCUGAGAAUCCUACAAAGCCUCCGGGCUUUGAUCGUUGAUGUUGAUGUUACCCAUUCAGUGAUCGAUGCGCUUGCGGAUGACGAAUCAUUCUGCGUUUUAUGAUCAAGCAAAUCAAGGAAGCUGUGGCGAGGCCGUCAACUCUACCCAACUGAUCAUUAACUCUGCUAUGCUUGCUUAUGCUGCAAGAGUCAUGGUUGUUUAAAGCUCUGCAUUCUUCAGUUACCCAGAAUGAAAGAACGAGGACCUCUAUUCUGCAUACAUGGCUGCAUGGUAUGUGCCAUAUUUCUGGAUCUUUGGUCAAUACUUUGCAGCUUUAUGUUAUGUAAAUUUGUGUGACAGCUGAUAUAGAGAAAUUUGUGUGUAUCGGUUGAGAUGCAGUUUGUUUGUGCAUCUAAGUUGGAUUGAUGGGUGAAGACAAAUUUGUAGUAUCAUUUUUAGGAAAAAAAUAUAUCUCGACUUAGAUGAGAUUAGGUUA